This is a messenger RNA of Homalodisca vitripennis (glassy-winged sharpshooter), 3374 nucleotides long. RefSeq names its product phenylalanine--tRNA ligase alpha subunit (gene alpha-PheRS). Lineage: Eukaryota; Metazoa; Arthropoda; Insecta; Hemiptera; Cicadellidae. Gene Ontology annotation, cellular component: phenylalanine-tRNA ligase complex; cytosol; cytoplasm. Gene Ontology annotation, biological process: phenylalanyl-tRNA aminoacylation. Gene Ontology annotation, molecular function: tRNA binding; ATP binding; phenylalanine-tRNA ligase activity. The record is from RefSeq and is a predicted model, not a curated record. Bases 252 to 1727 code for a protein of 491 amino acids. The transcript has a single exon.
UGGUUGGUAGCAAAGAAAUGAAGGGUGAAAAUCUAACCUAACCUUCAUUCUGCGUUUAUAACACUCGUUCUAACCUACAAUAUUGUACACGUGUGAGAAAGUGUUUACGUGUUAUGUUUAUAAUUAAUUUUUAAUGGCGUAAUAGUUAUAGUGAAAUGACAAGUAGAUGUGGGUGUGAAUUUCAAACAUAUUAAAUUUUAAUGUUUAAUUCAAACACAUUGUAGUAUACCCUAGUUAUCUAGUUCAUCAAAAUGGCAAGCUUAUCAGAAUUAAUCUUAGAGAAGGUAAAUGAACGUAGUUGUGUUGAUACAUUAACACUAAGCACACUUUUAAAUGAAGAUCAUCAAAAAGUAAUUGGUGCAGUUAAAAGUAUUCAGAUUUUUGGUGAUAUAAUAAAGGUUGAGCAAAUUUCAACUAAGCUAUGGGAGCUAACAGAAGAAGGUAAAGAAGUCAGCUUAAAUGGAAGUCAUGAAGCUUUGAUUUUUAACAAUGUUCCCCUAGAAGGGAUUAAACAGUCUGAUCUAAUGUCAUCUGUACCAAAUGCAAAGGUCGGUUUCAGCAAAGCUAUGUCUAAAGGAUGGAUUACUUUGGACAAAAGCAAUGGAAUGGUUACGAGAAAAGUUAAUGAAAUAAAUGAUGAAGUCCAGGAACACCUAAAAUGUAUUGUCACAAAAGAGGAUCACAAAAUUCCAGCAAACUUGAAACAAGACUAUAAAAAGAGAAAACUACUUCAAGAAAUUACCGUUAAAAGUUUCAACAUUUCAAAAGGCACUCAGUUCAGUUUAACUUUAUCAAAGCCUGAAACUGACUUGACACCUGAUAUGAUUGCUUCAGGUGCUUGGAAAACAAAAUCAUUCAAACCGUAUAAUUUUAAUGCCCUUGGAGUGCCACCCUCUUGUGGAUAUUUACAUCCAUUGUUAAAAGUUCGUACCGAGUUUCGUAAAAUAUUUUUGGAAAUGGGUUUCACAGAAAUGCCAACAAACAACUAUGUAGAAAGUUCAUUUUGGAACUUUGAUACAUUAUUCCAGCCUCAACAACACCCUGCCCGUGAUGCCCAUGACACAUUUUUCCUGUUAGAACCCAAGAAAUCUGAGAAAUUUCCCCUUGAUUAUUUAGAACGUGUUAAAUCUAUGCACAGCAAGGGUGGGUAUGGAUCUCAAGGUUACGGAUAUAACUGGAAUAUUGAAGAAGCUCAGAAAAACCUUUUGCGGACACAUACAACAGCUGUCAGUGCUAGAAUGCUCUACAAUUUAGCCAAAGAAGGUUUCAAACCUAUGAAAUAUUUUAGUAUUGACCGUGUCUUCAGAAAUGAAACUUUAGAUGCAACACAUCUGGCAGAAUUCCAUCAAGUAGAAGGUCUGAUUGCUGAUUAUGAUCUAACACUGGGCGAUCUAAUUGGUGUUCUUUAUGAGUUUUUCAAAAAGCUUGGUAUUACAAAAUUAAAUUUCAAACCAGCUUAUAAUCCGUACACUGAACCAAGUAUGGAGAUAUUCUGUUAUCAUGAGGGACUUCAAAAAUGGAUUGAAGUUGGAAACUCCGGGAUGUUUCGACCUGAGAUGCUGCUUCCAAUGGGACUACCUGAAAAAGUUAACGUGAUUGCUUGGGGACUUUCUCUUGAAAGGCCAACAAUGAUUAAAUAUGGAUAUAAUAAUAUCCGUGACUUAGUUGGACCUAAAGUUGACCUUCAAAUGGUACAAGACAAUGGAUUAUGUAGAUUAGAUAAAUAAUUAGUUUUAGCCUAUUCUUUUCAAUGUGAACUGUUACUGCAAUCAGUGUUACAGGAAGGCAUUUUACAUGGAUAAUCGUAUAACGUAGUAAGUAUUAUGAUGGUCAUUAUAAAUAUAACAUCGAAAUGAAGUAGGAGGAUUAGCCUACUAUUAAAUUAAACUGAAGUUUCCAAAUUUAAAUGAUACUGGGUAGCCUUCUAGAAUGGACAUUCAAUUCACUUUUAAAUUUUCUUUUUAUACAUAAUUCGGCUUAAAAUUAUAUAUUUGUUAUAAUUACAAAAAUAUUUAAAAUUUGAUAUUUUUAUUACAUAUUGUAAAGGGUAGAAAACAAAGUAGAGGUUAUUAAGUGUCAAUUGCCUAUUUUAAAGUAAUUGUUACCAUUGCUUUUUUGUCUGUAAACACCCAAAAAUCCUUCAUACAAAACAAAUUUGUUUAUCUCCCAUAAAUACAUACAUUAAUAACAAUUGUAUUCAUUUUAAAAGUGUAUUUUAUUUUUGUUUGAAAAUAAAAUAGUUAUUACUACAAUUAUUAUAUGUCUAUUUAUAAGUUUUCCGGUCCAUAACAUAUUACAAAUGUGACGUAAAAAUGCUUUUUGUUUGUGAAAUUGAAUUGCUAUGGAAGCCUUUUUGUUGUAUUACAGUGCCAGAUGACAAUAUUGGAAUUCAAAUUCUAUGGUUUCAAAAUUUCUAUCACUCUUUCAGUCUAUGUACCUUUGUCGAGAUAUUUAUUUUUAUCUCUAUUUAUUGCAAUUUAAAUUUAUUUCAUGUGUUGCCAUAUUCUUGUAAACUUACCUCAGUUGUACAGUACACCAUACUUUUACUACAACCACUUUUUUGUGUGAUUUAUUCAUGUAAUUCACAUAUUAGCGAAGAUUCAUCACAAAAACUCUGGUUUCCUUUUUAAUAAUUUGCAAGACAUUAUAAACAUAACUAAAAAAAUGUUCAUAAAACUUGAUAUUGUACUGUUAGGUAGAUUUUGUAUACCAAAUCAGCCUAUUGCAACUGUUCUCAUGAUAGCACUUACGAAAAGUUUUCUACAUUACUCACUGAACAUGAUCUCUAAAGCCCACAAUCAUCCCACUUACCAAAGUACAUUUGUGUGUGUGUGUUUGCUACAUUAUCGUGUUUGUGGGAACAAUAACUGUCCCAAAAAAGUCCAAACAAGUUGAAACUUGGUAAAAAGUCAUCUUUUAAAAAUCUCAGUUAAGUUCAUUGGCAGGCUGGGUAUAUAAUUUCGCUACAAUAUGAACAUCGUUACACAACUUUGUUAACUUACAGACCUAGAGAAAAGUUUUUGGGAAUGGUUAAACAUUUACUUGUAAUGAGCAAUACUUUUAUACAUUUUACACAAAUUUAAUUACUUCUGACUGAGCUGGAAUCAGCCUGUAGCUAGUCAAUCAAUCUUUAUCCUUUUUUAUCAAGCCCAUUAUUUAUCUGAACUUUUGUAACAAUCUUAAUUUUGCAGUUUGUUUUGUAUGGUAGAAGAUAAAACUUAAUUUCUUUGUAAUUUUUUACAAACUAGUAGAAUCUUGGCACUGAAAAAUGACUUGGUAUUAGUUGUAGUUUUUUGUUGUUUGUAAUCAUUUACUCAUAAAAGAAAACCAAAUGUUUGAUAACUUUCUCAAUAAAGUUGAUUGGAUGUUAAACA